GAUUAGCUUUGCCUGAUUUGUUCACCAUUUUUGAGUUACCGGAAAACUCAUUUCCUCCCUCCUCCUUUCCUCUACGUCUCUCCAAAAACAACAAAAAAGAAAGAAUCACAGUGAUCGGAAAUUGGACGAUGGAAAGCAUCGACUCGUUGGCCGGUCCCCCGCAGCCGAACUUACCGCCGGGGUUCCGAUUUCACCCCACCGACGAGGAGCUCGUCGUUCACUACCUCAAGAAGAAAGCCAAUUCUGCCCCGUUGCCGGUCGCCAUAAUCGCCGAGGUCGAUCUCUACAAGUUCGAUCCAUGGGAGCUUCCGGCCAAGGCUAGUUUUGGAGAACAGGAAUGGUAUUUCUUCACACCAAGGGAGAGGAAGUAUCCGAACGGAGCGCGGCCGAAUCGAGCAGCAACGUCGGGGUACUGGAAGGCGACGGGGACGGAUAAGCCGGUGUUGGCCUCGGGUGGAAGCAAUCAGAAAGUUGGAGUGAAGAAGGCGUUGGUGUUCUAUGGGGGAAAGCCACCUAAAGGGAUCAAGACCAGUUGGAUUAUGCAUGAAUAUAGGUUGGCUGAUAACAAACCCAAUAUCAACAAGCCUCCUGGCUAUGAUUUCCCCAACAAGAACUCCUUGAAGCUUGAUGAUUGGGUGUUAUGCCGAAUUUACAAGAAGAACAGCUCGCAUAAGGGGGGAAUGGAUGAGGAGAGGGAAGAUUCAUUGGCUGAGAUGAUGAUGGGAUCAAUACCCCAAUCAUCCAUGAGGCUCAAUCAUGAAUACCCAAAAUUGGGAAUGAAUUACCACCACACCACAUUCCUUCAAAAUGAUCCAAAUAUGGUUCGAGGAAUUAUGGGUGCCAACAACAAUGAUGCAGCAGGACUGGACAUUAACAACGCAGCCAAUUCAAAACAGGCACCCAAUUCCUUGUUCUGGGCCACGGAAGAACAAGAGGAAGAUCACUCAGGUAUUUCUUCCAAUAAAAGAUUGCAUUUUGACAACUCCACUUCCGGGGGUGCUUCUACUUCUUUUACAAGGACUACUCAUAGUAUUAUUGACAGCAAUCCCCAAAACUCUACCCUGCUCACCAACCUCCCUCAUCAAACUCCCCCGCCGCCUUCCAACAACCACCACCGCCACACUCUCUUUGCCUCCCUACCCGAUGGCCUCUUUCGACCCGCAUACCAAAUCCCGGAUGCAAAUUGGUACGCCUAGUUCGACUCAAUUCAAUCAAAUCCAACUCAACUCAAUCAGAUAUAAGAGACGGUACAUAAUUAAAAAAAAAAAAAAGAAACAAAAUAAUAAUUUAGAUUUGAAUAUAGGUACUGAGGUUUUGUUUGGUAGAAGGUAAUGUUAUUUAUAAUUUGAAAGAAGGGCAGUGUAUAGAUAUAGUGUUAUUUAUAAUUUUGCAUUGAAAGAUGAUGAAGAACAGUAAAAGGGUUUGAUUUUGUAGAGAGCAGUUAGUUAUGAUGAAUAAAUUUGAUUUAUAUGUUAAUUAGCAAUGGAAA
Messenger RNA from Cucurbita pepo subsp. pepo (vegetable marrow), 1489 nucleotides. Its product is annotated as NAC transcription factor 56. Gene Ontology annotation, molecular function: DNA binding. NCBI's taxonomy places the organism in Eukaryota, Viridiplantae, Streptophyta, Magnoliopsida, Cucurbitales, Cucurbitaceae. The record is from RefSeq and is a predicted model, not a curated record. Gene Ontology annotation, biological process: regulation of DNA-templated transcription; system development.